AUGAAAAUUGAAUCAACCAGAUUUCCACUACCAAUUGAGUUUUACGAGACAGGAGAAAUGUAUGUUAACGUAGACGGAGUGGAUAUUUCACUUGACCAUAAUGGUGUAGUGAAAAUGGUGAAAGGCCACCGUACUACAACAAUUUCGUUAGAACCACCAAGUGAAGAAGAAAUAGCAACUCGAAAUGGAUGGCGCAACUGUACUUACCAAUGUGGACCACUGCAACCAUCACAAUACUGGGACGCAGUUGAAUAA
This is a messenger RNA of Schistosoma margrebowiei, 255 nucleotides long. The record is from the annotation of a GenBank genome assembly. Lineage: Eukaryota; Metazoa; Platyhelminthes; Trematoda; Strigeidida; Schistosomatidae.